AUGAUCGACCAGCUGGCUGAUGGCGAGGCGCUCGAGCUCCUCUGGUCAGCUCUUGCCAACGAGGCCACCGUCGGCUUUCCGGAUCCAGCCUCCGAGUCUGGAGCAAGCGACGGCGACGGCGACGAUGCCGGGCGUGACAAGCUGGACAUCCUCGGCCUGCCGCGUGCACCCGAGGACGCGCCAGACUCGGAGCUGAUGAUCGACUACGCCGGGUACAACGCAGCGGCGCGUGUACUCGAGCCCAAGGUCGCCGCGCUGCUCACGCCGGCCGCUUUCUAUCGGUUCCGGUCGGAUCCGCUUGGUCGGGUUCCUGUCGAGCUCGUGUACGAGUACGCCGUCGGCCGGGCCUCGCUCCGCAAGACCCGCAUCAUGCUCGCCGCCCACGACACCGAGGGCUCGGGCUACCUCACCGAGGUCGACAUGGAGCGGUUCAUCAUGCAGUCUGUGAAGGACUUGCCGUGCCUGGCGGCGCUCGAUCCGACCUUUGAGGUCUUCUACGUCUGUACCGCUGUCCGCAAGUUUAUGUUCUUCCUCGACCCGCUCCGCAUGGGCCGGGUGGCCAUUAAGUCCAUCCUCCUCUCGCCGGUCCUCUCCGAGUUUUUUGAGCUCGAGGACCAGCCAGCCGAAGCCGCGCUGGUUCCCGACGAAAUCGAGCGUUCGCGCGGCGCGUCGGGUGCGCCAUCGGGCCCGCCGACGAACUGGUUCUCGCUCUUCUCGGCCCGGCGCAUUUACGCCGACUACCUCCGGCUCGACACUGACCAGAACGGCAUGCUCUCGCGGAGCGAGCUUGCCGCCUUUGGCUCUCGCACCCUCACGCCGACCUUUUUGGACCGGGUCUUUGAAGAGUGCCACACCUACGGAGGCGAGAUGGACUUUAAGACCUACGUCGACUUUGUCCUCGCCAUGGAGAACAAGUCCGAGCCUCAGGCGCUCUCGUGGCUCUUCCGCAUCCUUGACAUCUCCAAGACCGGAGCACUCUCGUACUUUGAGCUCAACGUGUUCUUCAAGGACGUGCUCGCUGAGAUGGCCGCGGCAGGCUAUCCACUUGUGCGCAAAGAGGACGUCAUGGGCGAGAUCUUUGACAUGGUCAAGCCGGCACACCCGACCCGGAUCACCCUCGACGACCUGAUUGCCUCGGGCGUCGGAGGGACCGUCGUCAACAUUCUCACCGACGUUGCCGGCUUUUGGGCAUACGACAACCGUGAGAUGCUCCUCUCGACUUGAGAGACAAAGAACACAAUAAGCGCGUUACACCAUGUCGGGCGUGCCGGGCAUCAUGGCAAACACAUCGUGCUCGUCGUCGUCGUCGCUCUCAAACACAUCCGAGUCAUACGUGUCGAGCGUGUCGCCGGCGUCGUCGGUGUUGGUCGACGUCAUCCACGACCACGCGGCCUCCACGUCGCCGCCGCCGCUCCCGCCGCACCCCGACGACGUCGCCGCCGCCGG
Messenger RNA from Thecamonas trahens ATCC 50062, 1446 nucleotides. RefSeq names its product phosphatase 2. Gene Ontology annotation, molecular function: calcium ion binding. Gene Ontology annotation, cellular component: spindle; centrosome. Gene Ontology annotation, biological process: microtubule cytoskeleton organization; cortical cytoskeleton organization; regulation of dephosphorylation. The transcript has a single exon. Bases 1 to 1224 code for a protein of 407 amino acids. The record is from RefSeq and is a predicted model, not a curated record. NCBI's taxonomy places the organism in Eukaryota, Apusomonadida, Apusomonadidae.